CCAUCUGCAGCUGUCGAUGCGGGAGGCCCACAGUCCGAUGUCAGUCAACCCCAACUGCAGGAGUGUUACCAGUGAAUGACAGCUUCAAAUCAUGGCGUUGAUCUGUCCCCGCACAGUUCCUGCGCUUUCAGUAAACUAUGUUAUUUAUCAAGACUUCCCUGUCGCUCUUUUCUGUCUGGAUCGCUUGUCUCACCCAACCUGCCUUUUGGAACUGGUCUCGCAUCGGCUGGAUAUCAAGAACAGGCCUGGGGCUAGAGAAGAUCUGGACGCCACGCCCGUCCAUCUCGUUAUCAACUACUGUCGACAUCAUUAGCCAUUUUCUCGGUAUUUUACUCCAGCUACCGUCAUCAUGGUUCACCUCUGCCAUACAUGCGACCAGUCGUUCUACGAUGAGGAUGGUCUUAAAGAGCAUCUGGAUGACUACUACGACCAUGAGGCUGCGCACGAAUACGCGAGGUACGGUUGUGAUACUUGCCUCGCAAUUUUCAACAGCGAUGCUGCUCGCUGGCAGCACAUGAACGCCAAAGGUCAUGUUGGCCAUGAGUGCCGUGUCUGCGACAACAAGUAUCGCAGCGAGCGGGGUCUUAUCGAGCAUGAGGUCGAGGACCACAACUAUUGCGCCGAUUGCGACAAGUUUUUCCAAAACACCAACAAUAUCAAGCAGCACCUCAACUCCCGCAUCCACCGCGGCCAAAACAUCGACUGUCCCUACUGCCGCAACUGCUUCACUACCGUAGCCGGUCUGACCACCCACCUGGAGACGAACAGCUGCCGCAGCGCUCCGUCUCUGAACCGUGAUACUAUUUUUGAAAUCGUCCGCCAAAGGGACCCGCGCGGCUUCAUCUGCAAGAAUCUCAUUAGCUGGCACGGCGGCGAGUCGAAGCCGGACCGCUGGACAUGCACGGACAGCGCCUGGAACGGCUUCGCCUGGGCGUGUGGCUUAUGCUCUAGAGUGUGCAGGACUAGGGCGGAUUUGAAUAAACAUUUGAAUUCGCCGGCUCACUACACUGUCCUUUACCACUGUCCGAACCGCAACUGCCCCUCCGAGUUCAAGACGUUGGCUUCUAUCAUCAGCCACUUGGAGAGCGAGUCGUGCAGCCUCAUGCCGUUUGACACGGUCCAGAAGCGCAUGAAGCAGGUGCUUACCAGCAGUCAUAUGCUUGAGUUUUGAGUUUUGAGUUGGCUUGAGCUGAUUAGAUCAGAUGCUUAGCUGGCGCAGUUGGUAUUAUUGUUUGUACUUUUGUUGCUGCUUCUGCUGCUUCUGCUGCUAGUCGACCUUGACAGAGCAUCCGUUCUUUUCUCGAAUCUCGGAGCCCAACUGGUGAACUGGGAGAAUAAAGGGAUCAGGUGAUUCUCGUAGAUAGUAUUUUGAGUGGUGUUCGCAAAGGAUAUAUUUAUCCAAGGCAGGGCUUUUAUCAUAUUCUUACAUUACUUUAGUAGGUUUCUUGUCAGGAACGUAGACGAAAGGUAGGUUGAGGUGACUACGGUCGUGGCCACACGUGGGGGACGGCAAAUUAGGGGUCAAUCCAAAGAUGUAUUGAUAGCUACCGACUAUAAUAAGAUACGUUCCGUUAAA
Neurospora hispaniola is the source of this 1576-nucleotide messenger RNA. RefSeq lists its product as uncharacterized. Gene Ontology annotation, biological process: regulation of transcription by RNA polymerase II. Gene Ontology annotation, cellular component: nucleus. The record is from RefSeq and is a predicted model, not a curated record. Gene Ontology annotation, molecular function: RNA polymerase II transcription regulatory region sequence-specific DNA binding; DNA-binding transcription factor activity, RNA polymerase II-specific. The transcript is spliced from 3 exons. NCBI's taxonomy places the organism in Eukaryota, Fungi, Ascomycota, Sordariomycetes, Sordariales, Sordariaceae. Bases 350 to 1171 code for a protein of 273 amino acids.